This is a messenger RNA of Sclerotinia trifoliorum, 968 nucleotides long. NCBI's taxonomy places the organism in Eukaryota, Fungi, Ascomycota, Leotiomycetes, Helotiales, Sclerotiniaceae. The record is from the annotation of a GenBank genome assembly.
GGGCGAGUCUUUGAGAUGUAGCUAAUUGGGUUACCUACCUACCUACUGUGUUGAUCAUCACGAGUUUGAGAGCUUUGCCCGCAAUUUUAUCCCUGUCAUUCUUGACGUUACCCCGCAGCACAUCCCCCACCUUCCUGACCUCAACAACAGUUUGACAUCAACACCUCAUCGUCAUCUUCAGCGUCUUCAUCAUCUUCAUCAACUUCAUCCGAAUACAUCCAACUUGAUCAAGUUGUCAAGAACUCAACUAUAGAAUCAUACACAAUGCCUCAAAAAGAAUCUGUUUCGACCGACAAGGCACCACCGCCAUUACCCUUCUUCUCCCAGGCUAUCAAGUGUCAGGGAAUGGUUUACUGCUCUGGUAGCAUUGGAAUGGAUGUCACUACCAUGAAACUUGUCGAAGGAGGAAUUGCUGAUCGAACCGUACGUUUCGAAACUUCUACAUUUCAAUUGACAUCAUGAUUAAAUAAGAAUCUAGAGACAAUCACUUCUCAAUCUUCAGGCGGUCCUCGAGGCUGCUGGCAGUAGCAUUGAUAAUGUGGUCAAAGUCAAUGUCUUCUUGACCGACAUGCAAAAUUUUGCUGCCAUGAACAAAGUCUAUGCAGAAUUCUUCCAUAAGGAUCCUAAGCCAGUUAGAACAUGCGUCGCGGUACAUCAAUUGCCAUUGGGAACAGACGUGGAAAUUGAAUGUACAGCUCAUCUGUAAGGUAAUUUCUGUUUCCAAUACAUGCAGAGUAUUAUAGUUUGUUGAUAUGGCCUUUUCAGGGGAGAAGCACUGUUGCCGCCAACUAAUUUAUUAUCAACUCCAAAUCUUAUGACCAAGGAUUGGUAGCAAGAUACCAGGAGUCAAGCUCUUCCUUAGGUCACAAAGACUUUAAAAUGAAAGGCAGUCUACAAUUGUUUAGCUUCAUACAGUGCUUUUAGUUACGACUUUUGACUCUUUUCGGAAAAUAAAGAGGUAAUGCUUC